AAAAACAUUCUAAUUUGCCACUCUUCCUUCAGAUCUCUUGUUUUUGUUUAUCUCCUCUCUACGCUGUUUCGGACCUUGUGCAGGCACAACGGGUUCUGCUCCCAUGGCGUCUUCUCGCAUCGAUGAUUUUGUUCAUGUUGAUGUAGUUGGAGCGCUGGCUGAUUCCAACAUCCAGUCUCAAGGUUCGGAGGGGAGCGUUGUGGCAGAUAACGCAGCCAAUGACGCGGUUAGUGGAGAGGGUGAGCCCCGAGGCUAUGUCAGGAAGGCACUGCCUGAUAAGCUGAUGAAGAGCGUUGUGAUGCUCAGUUGCGAGUCGUACGCGGAAGGCGGCAUCUGCGAUGUGUAUCUGCUAGGAACAGCUCACGUGUCUGCGGAAUCUUGCCAACAAGUCCAAGCCGUGAUCAAUUUCUUAAAGCCACAGGCUGUCUUUUUGGAGUUAUGUUCAAGUCGUGUUGCAAUACUAACACCUCGAAAUUUAAAGAUACCAACAAUGGGGGAAAUGGUGGAUAUGUGGAAGAAACAAUAUAACUUGUUUGCAAUACUAUACAGCUGGUUUCUUGCAAAGGUAGGUUGCCAGUAAGCUUGAUGCUUUACCCGGGGACGAGUUUCGUGUUGCAUAUGAAGAAGCAAUGAAGUAUGGUGGCAAGGUGAUUCUUGGAGACCGCCCUGUCGAGGUGACAUUGAGAAGGACUUGGGCAAAAAUGCCCCUAUGGCACAAGACAAAAUUAGUUUAUUCAUUGAUGUUUCAAGCCUUAUUUCUACCAAGCCCCGACGACAUCAAUAGAAUGUUGAAAGAAAUGGAUGAUGUCGAUAUGCUGACUCUUGUUAUUCAAGAAAUAAGCAAACAAUUCCCAACUCUAAUGGAGACACUAGUACAUGAGCGGGAUCAGUAUAUGUCGUCAAGACUACGUGCGGUUGCUUGUCAACAUAAUUCUGUUUUGGCUGUUGUUGGAAAGGGCCACCUCAUCGGAAUGCAGAAACACUGGCAGAAACCCAUUAAGCUGAAUGAAUUGCUUAGCACCUUGCCCCCUUCAAAGAAACCCACAGGGCAUGUGAAGAAAAUUUUGACAGCUCUUGGAAUUGCUGUUGCAGGAGCGGCUGUAGCGUCGCGACUGUAUUUCUCAACUAAGAAGUAAGCAAAUGUGCUUUCUAGUCUAUCAUAAUAGGCCCAUUAACUGUAUGAACACAGACACACAUACACACACAGAGAAAGAAAGGCUUUGCAGGUGUGGAAGAGUCCAUCCUAAAAAUGUGUGAGCACACAAAGUCCCUUAGUUUUGCCUUCAAAUAGAUGCAGAAUUUUUCCUCCCUUUAAACCCAAAGAAUUGGAUGUUUGAGUAAUCAAUGGAAAUAGUUUGUUUUGCAUACUCUUCUUUUGACAUUGGUUCUUUGUUCUAUUGGUAAUUUGGGUACGGAAACCAACUUUGUGAUGAUGAUGAGUCCCUAUGAUUCUAUGAAAGAGAGGAUCGAAUGAUUUAUUUAUUUGUCUCGUAAUUAAUUAAACCAGAAGUCAGCUUUUAUAUAUCUUUGAUGGAGUGUAUGACAAGAUUACAUGACGGGGUCCUAAUAAAAAAUCAAUUAAAACAGAGAUAAAGCAAUUAAAUCUAUUUUAAAAAAUCCAUCUUUGCCUCCUCGGUGAGCAGUAUGAGUGUAUGACCAGGUGGUUUUGGAGCACGUUUUCACUAGGGGUUGCUGGGCCUGGGCAGCCCGACCUGGGACCGGCACUCUUGGUACCUGCCCGGGUCCAAUUUUCUGAGACCGGUACUGGCCCGGACCCUGGCCUGAGGUUAUAUAGAAGGCGGGCUACGGGCUCACAUUUUGGGGAACAGCCCGGUCGGGCCCGGGCCUAAGAGUCAUUUUUUAUUUUUAAAAAGAGUAUUAUUAUACUUGUUUUUUUGGUUCAUUACCUAUGUACGAAGAUAAGUCCAUAGAUCCUAUUUCCUAAAGAACAAUACAAUGAGGUUAGUCACUUAUUUCAUCAAUUAUUUAAUGAGUUCUUGCACACUAUGGUAAUGCACCCUUCCCCCCGAAAUCAAUUCCUUCUUGAUCUAAAGGAAAAUCAUUUUUCAAAUCUACAUCUGAUAAUUCUAUGGAAAAGUCAAUUUUCACUAUUGCACAAAGCUUGAUUAACAAGCUUUCUUUAUAGCUAACGUUUUCUUGUGAGUAUGAAGAAGUUGAUUUUGACGUGUUCUCAAAUGGUGGAAGAAGAAAGAAGGAAUGUUCCCGAUUUUUUAUCGAAGAUGACAAAUCAAUGCCGGUGUCAAUAGUAAUAGUGGAACUGUGGAACAAGAAUUUAACGAAGGCCUGGCAUAGAACUCAAGAGUUUUGCAUCGUCCCUGACCGCCACUUCAUGGAGGAAACAACAAUCGAUGUUGGCGGAGAUUCCGGCGAUUAGCAUUUUUUACUUCAUAUUUAGUAAUUAUAGAACCGACACUUUGCAUCUCAAUUCUCAAUUGUACUUCAUAUUUCAAAUAAAUAUACAUUUACUUUUUAAGGUCUA
This is a messenger RNA of Cuscuta epithymum, 2500 nucleotides long. The record is from the annotation of a GenBank genome assembly. Lineage: Eukaryota; Viridiplantae; Streptophyta; Magnoliopsida; Solanales; Convolvulaceae.